Messenger RNA from Drosophila busckii, 493 nucleotides. RefSeq lists its product as uncharacterized. NCBI's taxonomy places the organism in Eukaryota, Metazoa, Arthropoda, Insecta, Diptera, Drosophilidae. Gene Ontology annotation, biological process: cilium organization. The record is from RefSeq and is a predicted model, not a curated record. The transcript has 2 exons. Bases 26 to 469 code for a protein of 147 amino acids.
UAUUUUGCUUUUAAGUUUGUAAAAAAUGUCAGUUUAUAAUGCCGAUCCUUGGCAAGUAAUAAACAACAAUAAUAUUGAAAAAGAGGCAAAAUCAAGUGCAAAUAUAAUUGAAAAGUUUGAGGAUAAUUUUAAUCCUGAUAAGUCGUCUUUAGAACCUUUACCAGACUCAGCAAAUUAUUUGCAUUCCCUUGAGAAAAAACUGCAAAAAGUACAAAAGGGUGCCAAAUUGCUGGACUCACUGCAGGAGAAGAAACACGAUUGCAUGCGACAACUGCUGUCAGCGAACGGUGUCCCAGAAUCAACACUUGACCAGCUGCUAGAGCUAGAUACGCCUAUUGAAAGUGGACGAUUGCAUAGACACUUACUGCCUGUGCAAGCGGUGAGCGUAGGCGAGACAUUACCUAUAGUGCAGCACGACUCCUUGGAGCAGCAGUCAACUGCAGAGGAAGCGCCAGAGCAACAGCAGUAGAAGACACAAUGGAGUCGAGGUUUG